Messenger RNA from Sorex fumeus (smoky shrew), 2178 nucleotides. It is a transcript of the gene LZTS1, whose product is annotated as leucine zipper tumor suppressor 1. The coding region runs from base 367 to 2154 and encodes 595 amino acids. NCBI's taxonomy places the organism in Eukaryota, Metazoa, Chordata, Mammalia, Eulipotyphla, Soricidae. Gene Ontology annotation, biological process: regulation of synaptic plasticity; regulation of dendrite morphogenesis. The record is from RefSeq and is a predicted model, not a curated record. Gene Ontology annotation, cellular component: dendritic spine. The transcript is spliced from 4 exons.
CCGGCCCCGGGACCCGCGCAGAGGCGGGCGAGCCUGGAGCAGGCGGGCUGGCAGCCGACUGGCUCAGAGGCCGAAAGUUUCUCUGCCCUCUGCAUCCCGUGAGCCAGAGCCAAGGAACUGCGCGGGCGCCACGGGAGCCGCCCGGCCGGGCCGCUCUGGAGAAGAGACGGGGACGCACGCCGAAACCUCGGGAAAUAAAUUCUCGGGUCCGUCCGAGACACCGCGGGGGGCAGGUUAAUGGCUUUCCCAGUUUCUGGGAGGCUUUUGCUAUGACCACAUCCUUCAUACUGAGCCAGGACUGCCCCCUGCUGCCACAGCCACACCAAGUACCUGGUCCUUCCCACCUGUCCUUGGUCCCAAGUCACCAUGGGCAGCGUCAGCAGCCUCAUCUCUGGCCACAGCUUCCACAGCAAACACUGCCGUGCCUCACAGUAUAAGCUGCGCAAGUCCUCCCACCUCAAGAAGCUCAAUCGGUAUUCUGACGGGCUGCUGAGAUUCGGCUUCUCCCAGGACUCAGGUCAUGGCAAAUCCAGUUCCAAGAUGGGCAAGAGCGAAGACUUCUUCUACAUCAAGGUCAGCCAGAAGGCCCGGGGCUCCCACCGUCCAGAUUAUACUGCAUUGUCCAGUGGGGACCUAGGGGGGCAAGCAGGGCUGGACUUUGGCCCAUCCACCCCACCCAAACUCAUGCCCUUCUCCAACCAACUAGAAAUGGGCUCAGAGAAGGCUGCCAUGAGGCCCACGGCGUUCAAGCCCGUGCUGCCACGGUCAGGAACCGUCCUGCACUCAUCCCCCGACAGCACCAGCCACCAGCUACACCCCGCGCCUCCAGACAAGCCCAAGGAGCAAGAGCUAAAGCCUGGCCUGUGCUCCGGGGCACUGUCUGACUCGGGCCGGAACUCCAUGUCGAGCCUGCCCACACAGAGCACCACCAGCAGCUACCAGCUCGACCCUCUGGUCACCCCCGUGGGACCCACCAGCCGAUUCGGGGGUUCCGCUCACAACAUCACGCAGGGCAUCAUCCUCCAGGACAGCAACAUGAUGAGCCUGAAGGCUCUGUCUUUCUCCGACGGGGGCAGUAAGCUGGCCCACCCAGGCAAGGUGGACAAAGGUUCCUCUUGCAUCCGCUCACCCAUCUCCACCGACGAGUGCACCAUCCAGGAGCUGGAGCAGAAGCUGCUGGAGCGGGAGAGCGAGCUGCAGAAACUGCAGCGCAGCUUCGAGGAGAAGGAGCCGCCCCCCUACGAGGAGCGGCAGCGUCGCGGCAAGGAUGAGCUGGAGGGCCUGGAGCACAAGUGUGGAGGCAGGUUGAAGCAGGCCUCGCAGAAGAGCCAGCGGGCCCAGCAGGUGCUCCACCUGCAGGUGCUCCAGCUCCAGCAGGAGAAGCGGCAGCUCCGGCAGGAGCUCGAGAACCUCAUGAAGGAGCAGGAUCUCCUGGAGACCAAACUCCGGUCCUAUGAGAAGGAGAAGACCAGCUUUGCCCCCGCACUGGAAGAGACCCAGUGGGAGGUCUGCCAGAAGUCCGGCGAGAUCUCUCUCCUGAAGCAGCAGCUGAAGGAGUCCCAGAUGGAGGUCAACGCCAAGGCCAGCGAGAUCCUCAGCCUCAAGGCGCAGCUGAAGGACACGCGGGGCAAGCUGGAGGGCCACGAGUUAAAGACCCAGGACCUGGAGAGCGCCCUGCGCACCAAGGGGCUCGAGCUGGAGGUCUGCGAGAACGAGCUGCAGCGCAAGAAGAAUGAGUCGGAGCUCCUGCGCGAGAAGGUGAACCUGCUGGAGCAGGAGCUGCUGGAGCUGCGGGCCCAGGUGGCCCUGCAGCGCGAGGGGGUGUGCGUGGCGCCCACCUUCUCGGAGGACAUCCCCGCCCUGCAGCGGGAGCUGGAGCGCCUGCGCGCCGAGCUGCAGGAGGAGCGGCAAGGCCAUGACCAGAUGUCCUCCGGGUUCCAGCACGAGCGGCUGGUGUGGAAGGAGGAGAAGGAGAAGGUGAUCCAGUACCAGAAGCAGCUGCAGCAGAGCUACCUGGCCAUGUACCAGCGGAACCAGCGCCUGGAAAAGACCUUGCAGCAGCUGGCGCACGGGGAGGGCGCGGCGGAGCCUUUUGACAUCGAUCUGGAGGGGGCUGAUAUCCCCUAUGAGGACAUCAUAGCCACGGAGAUCUGAGGGGCGUCCUGGGAGCGAGAGGGC